This is a messenger RNA of Lichtheimia ornata, 246 nucleotides long. RefSeq lists its product as uncharacterized. The record is from RefSeq and is a predicted model, not a curated record. Bases 1 to 246 code for a protein of 81 amino acids. Lineage: Eukaryota; Fungi; Mucoromycota; Mucoromycetes; Mucorales; Lichtheimiaceae. The transcript has a single exon.
AUGUCUGCCGCUUCCAAGUUCUUCAAGAUCUGGUACAAACCUGAAAUCAUUCCCAUCUAUGUCGUCACCGGCGGCGCUGUAUGCAUGUCUGCUUGGUACCUCUCCCGCUUGGCUCGUGGCCCUGAAGUCGUCUGGGAUCGUCACAACAACCCAUACCCUUGGCAACACAUUGACCAAAACACUCAACUCAAGCUUAUGACCGUCAAUCAACAGUUUGAUAAAAAGUACUCCCGUGAUCGCUUGUAA